AUGCGAAGGCUGCAACGUAUUUAUCCUCUUCACGCACAUCUUUGUGUUGGUGUUGGCUUUGACCAUACUGUCAUACCAUUUGAGAAGGGGAGAUUACUGGUGGUUUACAACACGGCAAAUUGUUCAAACUGGAUCGAACCCUCUGCGAGUGCCUGGGAGCAGGAUGUUACGCCCUUGCUAUACACAGACUACUACAAAACUCCAACUCCAGGCCGUAUUCUUCUUUUCUGGCUCAGAUGGCCUGUCGUGUAUAAUGUGGAUAUGUAUCUCCACUCACAUCCAAGGAUUUUGGGAUCCAACUUCCCAAAAAAUUCUCGGUUCCAGUGCGCGCGAAAUUCCAAAAUGGCUAGUCAUCCUCCUCAACUCAGCUUUUGUAUUCUUUGCCAUCGUGUUUCUUCUGGACUUGACAUCGAGGAUGACCGCACGUUGAUUUCCCUGGUUUUCAUCCUUUACAAAGCUCACCCGCUCAUGGGUAUUCCAUCUCACCUGAUCUACACCCAAAUCUUCAACACUCUCCGUCACGUCACGGAUGGUUUGCUGGUAGCCUCCAAAGUGCCUGAUGGAAAUCAAUUGUCCAUUCUACAUCUAGUGAACAUCUUGUACCCGCUAUUGAACAUUCCUGAUCGCACUGAUGAAUUGGCUCACGAAGUCCGGAAAUCUGCUUUGUUCCUUGAGGCAACUAAUGUCAGCUUGAUAAUAGUGGGUCGAUCACAAGAUUUUUGCUUUGAGCAUUUGAAUCUGAUGUCGAAAAUUGCAUCAGUUCUGUGUUUGUUUCUGACUAAUAAACUUGUUUCAUAG
This is a messenger RNA of Melampsora larici-populina 98AG31, 798 nucleotides long. RefSeq lists its product as uncharacterized. Bases 1 to 798 code for a protein of 265 amino acids. NCBI's taxonomy places the organism in Eukaryota, Fungi, Basidiomycota, Pucciniomycetes, Pucciniales, Melampsoraceae. The record is from RefSeq and is a predicted model, not a curated record. The transcript has 8 exons.